CACACAUAAAAAUCUCCCCGUCCGCGGGGGUCGUGUAACACGAGAAACCGCAGAAACAAGCAGAAAGAGAGAGCGGGGCUAGGGUUUUCGUCUGCGGAAGCUCAUCGGCAAACACAACAAUGAUUUACGACGUCAACUCCCCACUUUUCCGAUCCUUCCUCAGCCAGAAAGGAGGCUCCUCAGACAAGAGGAAAAAUGAGGAACAAAAGCCAAAGGAACAGAAGCCUAAAGCAAGUGAGAACAAGCCUGUAAUGACUGAAUAAUCUUCUUGUAAUGAUCGAGCGAUCUCCUUGAUGUGAGCCUUAAGAUGCAUGUGAUGUAAAACUUUCAGUUACAGAUGCUAAAGAUGAAAUUUGUUCGUGUUGUUUUCUGACUUCUGAAGUUGUAGUCCAUCAUUAUGUAUGCCCUGCCUGGUUAAAUACUGCCAUUAUGAGUUUUUGAUGGAUGGAUAUUUAGACUUAGAGGUGGUCAGGUCUUUCAUAUUUUGCAUUGUGCAUUGCUUCCAAGUACUGUAUGAGAAGUUUCCUUCUAUAUUUAAUCCUUAAAGUUACAGUGA
Coffea eugenioides is the source of this 556-nucleotide messenger RNA. RefSeq names its product wound-induced basic protein. The record is from RefSeq and is a predicted model, not a curated record. The transcript is spliced from 2 exons. The coding region runs from base 120 to 263 and encodes 47 amino acids. NCBI's taxonomy places the organism in Eukaryota, Viridiplantae, Streptophyta, Magnoliopsida, Gentianales, Rubiaceae.